AUGGCUUCCUCAACAGCGCAACGCCGAUUACUCCAAGAAUACAGAGCUCUCACCAACAAUUCACCUGAAGGAAUAACUGCUGGCCCAGUGUCAGAAGAUGAUCUUCUGUACUGGGAAGCCCUUAUUGAGGGCCCAGAGGGCACUCCUUUUGAAGGUGGCAUUUUCCCAGCUGCGCUGAAAUUCCCGAAAGACUAUCCACUCGCACCACCAAGCAUGCGAUUUCUAGGCGAAGUCUGGCAUCCGAAUGUAUAUCCCUCGGGAUUAGUAUGCAUUAGUAUCCUUCAUCCACCUGGACCCGACCCAAAUCAUUAUGAAGAUGCUUCGGAGCGCUGGAGCCCUAUUCAGAGUGUGGAAAAAAUACUUAUAUCAGUGAUGAGCAUGCUUGCGGAACCGAACGAUGAAAGCCCCGCCAACGUAGAAGCAGCAAAGCAAUGGAGAGAGGAGCGGCCAUUAUACGAAAAAAGGGUUCGUGACGGAUGUAAACGUAUGCUCGGCCUGUAA
Messenger RNA from Blumeria graminis f. sp. triticale, 501 nucleotides. NCBI's taxonomy places the organism in Eukaryota, Fungi, Ascomycota, Leotiomycetes, Helotiales, Erysiphaceae. The record is from the annotation of a GenBank genome assembly.